This is a messenger RNA of Aspergillus aculeatinus CBS 121060, 270 nucleotides long. RefSeq lists its product as uncharacterized. The record is from RefSeq and is a predicted model, not a curated record. The coding region runs from base 32 to 241 and encodes 69 amino acids. Lineage: Eukaryota; Fungi; Ascomycota; Eurotiomycetes; Eurotiales; Aspergillaceae. The transcript has a single exon.
CGCUCUACCCUGCCUGCCCUCCAUGAGCUCAAUGGAACCCGAUGGGCAGUCCCAAAACCGUUGUAACCGCCCACCUUCUGACUCCAACUCCUUAUUACACGUACAGAGCACUGUCCCAAACAAAGAGCACCCAGCCUCCUCGGCGGCGGCUCGGGACGCAACUCCGUCACCCACAGUCACAUCUCACAUCUCCCUCCCUCCCUCCCCCAUUAGCCAUCAGCCAUCAUCACCGCCCCGGUAAGCACCCUCCGUGGUCAGACGCUUUUGUAU